AUGAGCGAAGUGCCCGAGCAUGUCGCUGAGGAGGAAGUCUUGGAUUUGGAGGAAGGUGCUAGCAGUGACGAUGAAGGCUGCGACCGAUUUGCGAACAUGUCGGCAGCAAAGCCAGACCUGAGCUACCGAGGCCACACAGUCCAUUUCUGGACGAUCCCGUACUCAGCCAUCGAGGGCCGUUUGACUGCAGAAAACACAUCCAAGAAGGGCAUGCUGCGGCGUUUUCGAGAAGUCUACGGCGAGGCUUUGGAAUUCUACGCUGUUUUCCGGGAACUGCAUGCUGAAUCCUCACGAAGCUGGGAGCGCAAGGCUCACUACCAUGUGGUCUUGAAGCUGAAGGGCCGUGUCCGGUGGAUUCAGAUUGCCCGCGAGCUGCGCGCCAGGGGCAUCUUCGGGCAUUUGUCCUUGCCGACCAGGUGUGCAGAUAUCUGGCGCAUUGUAGCGUAUUGCUAUGUGCCUUCUGCCAGGAAGCCCUUGCCAGAACUUGAUCCCGAUCCCUUGCUGAGCUCAAACUUCCCCAUUAUUGACAUGGAGAAGCGGCUCCGCGGGAAGCUUGCCAGAACACAAGUUCUGAGGCCAUGGGAUUUUUUCCAAGUCUUGCGAAGACACCCGAGCAUCGAGACCUACAACGACCUCAUUGUCUGGGCGCAGUCCCAGCAGAAGCACGGGGUGCCUCAAUACUUGGAGUUUAUGACCAGGCAAGGUGGCAAGAUGUCUGGGCUCUUCAAGGCAUGGAAGCAGCUCAUGGCUAAGCCUGUGAGCCAAAAGUCGCAACGGGAGGAGCGAUUGCGAUACUGGCAGGCUUCAAGGCAGGCGCCCUGUUCUUGCACAACGCCAGGCCGCUUGAGGUCUGGCCUGGAUGCCUUGAUGGAGCUGCACGAGAAGGAUGGUGAGAGGUUUGGCUACUUCGUCAAACGGCUUAUCCGCAUUGGGACAGCGGCCAAGAAUUGCAACAUCUUGCUUUGCGGGGCUUCCAAUGCGGGGAAGACUGCCCUCACAAGGCCGUUGAUGGCUAUGUUUUCUCACCGCUGCUGGAUGCGUCCUAACAAGGGCGACACGUUCCCCUUAGAGUCGUUGCAGGACAAGCUGAUCAGCUGCUGGCAGGAUUGGAGGCAGAAUUCCUGCCCGGUGGCCUGGGACACCCUGCUCUUGCUUCUGGAGGGCGAAGCUGUGGUAGCUGCUUGCAAGGGCUCGGCGUCGGUGGUCAUUUCCGAGCCGCCGCCUUUUCUCAUCACGUGCCAGGAGCGCGUUGCGCCGCUAGAUGCGAAUGGUCGCCCCAAUGUUGCCGAGAAGGAUGCCUUCCACAAUCGGUUUGCCUUGCGGUGGCAUCUGAAAUGCAGCAUUCCGUCUUCAAUGAAGGAUUCGCAAAUGAAGAUGUGCUACCGCUGCGUGCGUUGCUACUCAGACUGGGUGGAUGAGAAGCACGCAGCGCUGGAAUCGGCCAUCUGCCAAGAGGAUUCAAGGGUGCCCGCUUUGCAAGAAGAAGAAGAAGAACUUUCAGGGGCCACGACCCAGCCGUUGCUGGCCGCGCAGUCUGCUGACCCGCGUUCAUCGCAGUUGCAGCCAUCCGGUGCAGCGGUUCGGCCUCAGCCAGCGCAGCUAGACGAGUUGAAUCCCGCCGAGGAGCUUAAAGGCGAUGGCUCCGAACCUUUCCAAGAUCGACGAGUUCGCCCCCGGCUCGAGCCGGCCGUUGCUUCUUCACCGGCACCGGCGGAGGAGUUCCCGGGACCGGAAGAAGGCAACCAGCCGAGCCAGCCCUUGGUGCCUUCCCAUGUGGAGAUGCUGCCUGCUCCACGAACGCCUGAGCCGUGGACCCCACCGUACCCGCCUCCAAGGACGCCCCCCAUCGUUUCGCAAGCCGUCAAAGGCAGCGGUUGGGUGGAGGUGAGCCCUCUGCACGCCCGCCGUGAUUUGCAAUAG
Molecule: messenger RNA, 1920 nt
Organism: Effrenium voratum
Lineage: Eukaryota; Dinophyceae; Suessiales; Symbiodiniaceae
Source: the annotation of a GenBank genome assembly